AAUUGUGGAUGAAAUGUGUAUGAAUAUAAUAAGUGUAUUUUCCUUCAGGUUGUGUUCCCCGUUUCUGCCCCUGUAGAAGUAACUAGUGUUGAUGAGGAUGAUCCUGGUGGCUCUGCUGGUGCCUCUACUGGUUCUGUCCAGCGCUGGACGUACCUCAGGUACGAUUGUCACCAGCUGCGAGGCGUGUCACGAACAAGCCGUCUGCCACACCUCGCCCAUGGCAGGUGACAUCACAUGCACCUGUAAGAAGGGCUUCUCCGGAGACGGCCUCAUCUGUUUACCUGGCCACACCUCCACCGCCGACCACCACCACGCCCCUCGCCGUGUCCGCCGCUCCUACCCCACCUCCAACACCAACCUUGCCCAUGUCCGGUUCAGCUGCGGCUUCAACGAGUGCGCCGACGGGGAGGACUGCAUCACGGUCGCCGGCAUCCAGCAGUGCUCCAACCCCUGUAAGAUCUACACGGUCCUGAACGACGCCUGGCGUUCCACCAACAACCACGGGGGCAACAGGCACUGCGACCGCAACGUCCGCUGGGACGGCUAUUACCGCAUGUUCAUCGGCAACCAGAGCGUGUCCAUGCCGGACAAGUGCGUGGAUUCCUUCAAGUGCGGCACCCAGGCUCCCUUGUGGCUGGCGUUUCCUCCCCCCCAGCAGGUGGAUGAAAUUGUCCAGAGUGCAGUCUGCGCCAGCUUCAAUGGGGACUGCUGCUGGCUGCAGUCUCAGCCCAUCCACGUCAAGGCAUGCCCUGGGAACUACUUUGUGUACAAGUUCGUCAUGCCUCCCGGGUGCUUCUUCGCCUAUUGUGCAUAUGUGUCAGCUCCCACCACAACACCAAAACCAGUCAGAACAACAACCACAACAACAACCACCACAACAACAACAACCACGACAACACAAACCCCUGUAAAGGUCACGAAGACAACAAAUGCACCUGUAAAAGACACCACAACAACACAAACACCUGUUAAGAUCACCAUGACAACACAAACACCUGUUAAGAUCACCACAACAACACAAACACCUGUUAAGAUCACCAUGACAACACAAACACCUGUUAAGAUCACCACAACAACACAAACACCUGUUAAGAUCACCAUGACAACACAAACACCUGUUAAGAUCACCACAACAACACAAACAUCCGUAAAUAUCACCACUACGACAAAAUCACCAGUAGAUGUUGUCACCUUGACAAAAACACCAGUAGACAACAAUCGCACCACAACAACAACACAGUCACAGGUUGCCACGACUACGCCAAAAGCAAUGUGUGGUACCUGCAGAGCGGGGGAGACCUGCGUGAGCACCGAUGGGGUCACUUGGCGGUGUGAGAGGCCAGAUCAGCCUGUUUUGCUGCACCCAGAGGUAGUAUGUGGGCGGAGCCUGGUACAGGUGGGUCUCAACAGGACUAACCUGGAGGCCGCUGGUCUGGACGCCACCACCGCUAACCUGGCCGACCCCCGGUGUAACGCUCACGAAGAGCGUGGCGGCAUGGUAUGGUACCAGGUGGAGCGCAAGGAGGGCGCCUGCGGAAACACUCUGGUGACAAACGGAACGGACGCCAUCUUUUCCAACAGUUUAUUCAUCUACCACGUUCCCGACGUGUCCUUCAGCCGACCCGUGAGCGUGCCUUUCUCCUGUGCCUACCCUCUGGAAUCAGAGACCAGCCUGGAUGUGUCCAUCAAACCCUACCUGUCGUAAGUGGAGACGUUACAG
This is a messenger RNA of Oncorhynchus keta (chum salmon), 1720 nucleotides long. Its product is annotated as uromodulin-like. The transcript has 5 exons. Gene Ontology annotation, cellular component: cell surface. NCBI's taxonomy places the organism in Eukaryota, Metazoa, Chordata, Actinopteri, Salmoniformes, Salmonidae. The record is from RefSeq and is a predicted model, not a curated record. Bases 92 to 1705 code for a protein of 537 amino acids.